AUGUCUGACAAGAAUGACUUGACUGCUCGCGAGCUCGAGGUUUCGGGUUUGGCCUGGCUCUGUGUUGGAGACUCAUUCCCCAAAAUCCACCUCGAGAAGCUAGCUCAGGUGGCCAACAUUAACGCGGUCAAGACGGCUUCCAACAACUGGUGCGAGAUCAAGAAGAAAAUUGGCAACGCUUCGGCCAAUGGCGACACCGGGUUGACUGCUCGCGAGUUCGAGAUUGCCGGUCUUGCUUGGCAAUGCGUUGUUGGUGGAAUGCCCAAGGUCGACCUAAAGAAGCUCCAGCAGGUCUCAGGCAUCAACACUUUGAAGACCACAUCCAACAAGUGGUGGGCCAUCAAGAAAAAGCUUGCCGCCAAGGUUAACGCUACCUCGAGCUCAGGUCCUUCUCAGAGCGAGGGAGAACUCACCACCCCGGCCACCCCAGCCAACUCUACCAGCGGUAGGAGGUGCAAGGCUUCUGCUUCCACCACCGCGAUUAAGCCUGCCAUCACCAAGAAGCGCAAGGCUACUUCUUCCCCCACCGAAUCGACAACGCCCGCCAUCACCAAGAAGCGCAAGACUUCUGUCGCCGCCGCUGCUGAUUAUGACUCUGACGGUGACGGUGAUGAUGAUGAGGCAGGGGCUCCUGUUGCCACAGAAGAGGGCGGCAUCACUUGGCGUCAGCCUCAUGAGCUUGAUCUGUGGCAUGUUUUCUAG
Messenger RNA from Pseudomassariella vexata, 702 nucleotides. RefSeq lists its product as uncharacterized. The record is from RefSeq and is a predicted model, not a curated record. The transcript is spliced from 3 exons. Lineage: Eukaryota; Fungi; Ascomycota; Sordariomycetes; Amphisphaeriales; Pseudomassariaceae. Bases 1 to 702 code for a protein of 233 amino acids.